Messenger RNA from Oryctolagus cuniculus (rabbit), 11435 nucleotides. The record is from RefSeq and is a predicted model, not a curated record. Lineage: Eukaryota; Metazoa; Chordata; Mammalia; Lagomorpha; Leporidae.
UUUCUUUCUCCUUCUCAAAUAAGUUUAAAAAAGAUAAAACAUUUUUAAAAAAAGAGCUGAGAGUUUAUGUCUGUUCCCCUUGAAUUUUGCUUCCUUCAGGGACUUGAUGAAAACAUCAAAUGCAACAGAAGUGACAUGCCUAACUAUCUGGAUUAAGUUUGAUAGGCCAUGUAGCUGCCUCCUGGUUGUCUUGGGCUGCUGGCUUUGUAGCCUUGAGUUGCUGUGUAAGCAACCCAAGUGCACUGGAGUCCACAGUCUACAUGAAGCAGCAAUGCAUCGGAGCUCUAGCCCACGGCACCAGGUGUGGUCCCAUCCCGCAGAUUCAGUCGCCUACAUUCAGUCAUAAGAAAUGUGUAUGAAACAGCAUCCAAAUCUUUCCUCAGCUGUCCAGUCAUCCCCAGCUAUUGAGUCCUUCUGAUCAAGGCCUCAGAGGUGGUAGAGCAAAGACAAGACUUUCACAUUGGCUCAUUCAGUGAGCCUUAAAAAAAUGAGUGUUGUAUCUUACUGUGUUUUGAGAUAUGAUUUAUGCUGCAGUGGUAAGCAGAGCACAGUAUUAAUGUAACAGUAAUGAAGAUAUUUUCCUUUCAAUUUUCCUAUUUAAAAAGAAAAACAAAACAAACCUACUGAUAUUAUGAAGUGCCUGUGUCUUAGAAUAAUAAUGUCUGCAUAAGAACUUCAGAGCCCACUGAAAGGAGAUGGAAAGGCAGACCUCACACCCAGCUAAGGAGAAAGCAUGCGGCCAUCAAGUGCAAACAGUUGAGCUGCAUUCACAAGAACCUUCCAGCUGGCUAGUGCCCCAGCUUUCCUCAUCAGACCAUCAGCAGAACAAAGCCUGCAAAUAUGCUUGUCAGUUGAUUGCACUCAUUGUUUCUUCUGACCUCCACCUGCAGCUCCUCCUUCCCUUUAAAAGCCCUUUUUGGUGGCUGCUUGGGCAGACAGAGCAUGUUUUGGAUUCAGGGGUCACUCUUGCCUCAAGGCUGCCAGCUUGAACGAAACCCAGUUCUCAUCUGGUGAGUCGGCUGUCCAGCAGAGAGCAGCAAGAACCUGAUGUUUCUUGCCCAGUGACAUCAAGGGUGUAGCCAGGGGAGUAGGAAUCGUCACUGAGGUGCAGUGCAGUACAGCGUUGCAAGCUGAAGCUGGAAGUUGGAAGCUGGUUUUGUUUCCUCUCAGAGAAGAGUCAUGGCCCUAAUUGACUGUGUGGUUAGGCCAGUGAGCUAGGAGAGUGAUAAAGCUGAGCAGCGUUGGAGCAGACCUCAUAUUCCCAGCUCACAGAAUCAGCAAGAAAGACUUUCCCUAAACACUGGGCCUCUUUACCUUCUCCGUCAUCCCCCAGAGUGGAAGGGGGAGCAGUGAAAGUGCUGACCAUGUUGGAAGUCUGAGAAGCUGAAACGAAAUGUGCUCACGCAGGCCACAUCCUUCUGUUUCCUUCUUCGGGAGCCAGCCUGACCACAGGAAAGCCUUCUGCCGUGGGAUGAUGCAUCAAAAGGUCCUCGCAGAUAUGGGUCCCUUGAUCUUGGACUUCCCAGCCUCCAAGACGGCCUUAAACAUAAACAUGAAUUUAGAGUCUAUUCAUCGACUAAUUGAGGAAACACAAAUCUUUCGGAUGCAGCAGUCAUCGAUUCAAUCCCGCUGUGACCCGUCAGCCCCUGCCUCGCCCCCCAGGGACACGUGGACGCCCUGCCCGCCUCUCCAGGGGCUGCAGCCUCAGGCCCCCCACCGUUUCUGCGCGCAUCCACUGCACCCCAACGAGUGGGACGUGUGCGCGGAACUGCGCCUGCGGGAGCUGGAGGAAGUCAAGGCCAGGGCUGCCCAGAUGGAGAAGACCAUGCGCUGGUGGUCAGACUGCACGGCCACCUGGAGAGAGAAAUGGAGCAAGGUUCGCGCGGAGCGGAACAGCGCCAGGGAGGAAGGACGGCAGCUCAGAAUGAGACUGGAGCUGACGGUGAAGGAGCUGAGCGAGCUGCGGAAGAGACAGGGCGCGGCCCCUCAGAAGCAGCCCCCGGCCGCCCCCGCUCCCCUCGCUCCUCUGGCGUCCCGGGAACACGGAGAUGAACCUGAAGUCGCUUCCCAAACGUGUGAGCGUGUGGGGGAGCGCCUGCUGAGAGGACAGCGCCGGACCCGGGAGACCGUGGGCAGUCGGGAAGAUGUCAUUAUUGAUCCACUAAGAUUAAAUGAGGAGAUGAAAUCCAAUCUAGAUAGUCCUGAUUUAUUUAAGAAAUGUGGUUCUGGAAAUUGUGCAAUGAAACCUGAGCUAAGACUACCAGCUAUAAAUCUGCCUUUGGAGAAUGACGUAACUGACGUGUCAACUUUGCAGGUGCAUUUGGAUGACUUCCAGAAAAUCCUUUGGAAAGAAAGAGAAAUGCGUGAAGCUUUGGAAAAACAAGUUGAACGAUUAGAGUCAGCAUUGUCAUUAUGGAAACUGAAGUAUGAAGAACUGAAAGAAUUGAAGCCAAAAAAUGUGAAAGAGCUAGAGAGGCUGCAGGUUGAAAAUACCUUGGAGUGGGACAAGCGAGAAGUAACUGAAGCAGAAAAACAAGGACUGCAGAGAGAGAAUAGAAGGCUGAAGGUCCAGGUGAAAGAAAUGGAAGAGCUCCUGGAUGGGAAACACAGAUCGAAUGCAAGUGCCCAAGGCCCUGAUUUCAACACAUCACAAAUUGAACUGCAGGAAAGAAGCAAGGAACUGUUGGACCUUCAGCAUGCCUACUACGAACUGAGCAGACAGUACCAGGCAAAAACGGCAGAGCUGACUCACGCAAACCACCUAGUGGGUCAACAUGAGGCGGAAGAAGAGAAACUGAGAUUUCAAGUGGAGGAGUUGAAACAGGGACUCAACCGAAAAGAAGCUGAGCUUGAUGAUUCCCUGAAUCAGAUCCGUAAGCUCCAGAGGUCUCUGGAUGAACAGAAAGAAACAAAUGGAAACCUGGAGAUCGAAAUCAAGCACUUACAAAACCGAGCAGGAAGUUGGAAAUGGAAGAAAACUGUGCCCUAAAGUGACCUGACAGUGCUGCGGACAUCUCAUUGGCCAGAUAUUUGUCAGAACACCACACAUAACAGCAGUUAUGGAGUGAGUCUGGAAACUCUAGUUUCUAACAGUGAGUCUGGAAAUUCUAGUUGUCUGUUACAGGUGAAAUGUACAGAACUGAAAUUUGGAAUAUGAUUAUGAAAGAAGAAAAUGGAGCUAUUUCUGACAAAAGCAAAUGUAUUUCCUUUUAGUAUUUGGUACUUAGCUCAUAAUAAUGAAUGCAUUCAUAUGCAUGAACCUAUAUAUGCAUAUGAUAUAUAAUAUGUAUUUAAACACAGAUAUGUAUGAUAUAUUUUAAUAUGUAUUCAUCUUAAGGGUAUAUUUAACCAGCCUAUGCUUUCAGAUGGCUUAAAUUUUUCUGUUAAAGAUACUUCUUAUGCAAAAAAUAUAUAACUAAAUAUACCCUUUAUAAAAUAGGUAAUUUGGUGAGUAUUUAGAAGUUAAUAUAUAAAUAUAUUGGCAUAAUUUGAUAAAUAUUUAAUAUUUGCAUACUACAGAAGUAUUAAAUUUGUUAGGUAGCCAUAGUAAUAGAUACAAAUUACAAUAUAUAUAUGAUGAAAUAUAUUCAGACAUUUGAAUUAUCAAUGCAAACCAAUGUAUUAUCAUUUAUUCAAACUUGGGACAGUCAUUGACGUCUAAUCCAUAUUUACAAGCAGAAAACCCCACUUUUUCAACAUUUCUACUAUCUAAUACAUGUAAUACCUGAAUAAUUUCAAAAUGUUUUCUUUUGCAAGUUUGACAAGCAAGAGAGCAAAUACAAAGAUAAACUGUGUUACCACCUCGUAAUGUGUUCUCAUCAUGAAUUGUGAUUUGUGUUCAACAAAUAAAAGCUAAUGUAAUUUUACAUUUAAAUUUUACAUUACCUGGUUGUCUUACUUAAUUUUUGUUUGUCCUAUACCUAGAAACCAUAGAUAUUGCUUUUCUGAUCUGAAAGUAUGAGUACCUCUACUGGACAUAAACUGCGUGUUCUUCUGUAAUUAGAAUUUCAGCAGGCAGGGGUCAGAUUUUUUUUUUUUUUUUUUUAGAUUUCUAAAUGUUAAGCUUUAUUAGCUUUUUAAUUUAGUUUUCCUUUCACAUAUUUCCUCUUUCAUUUUAGGGCUUUUUUUUAAAGUUCAUUUUGUUUUUGGUAGAAGAUAGAAGAUGCAGCUAGACACCAGCAUUUCAUGUUUGGGGCUCAACUCCAGCUUCUGACUUCAGGCUCCUAUUUAUGUAGACCCUGAGAGGCAUCGUAAGGUCUAAUUGAGUCUGUGCCACCCACAAGGGAUCUCUGGGGAACUGGAUUCAGUUUCCAGCUUCAGUUGCCCACCAGUGGCCCAGCUCUGGCCAUUCAGGGCACUUGGGGAGUGAACCAGCAGAUGAGAUUCUCUCUCUCUCUCCCUCUCCCUCUCCCUCUCCUUCUCCCUCUCCCUCUCCUCCCUCUUCUCCCUCUCCCCCCUCCCCUCCCUCUCUCUCACUCUCACCUCCUUCUGCCCCUCAAAUAAAAUGAAAUUUUCAGGCUCUUCCUCUAUGAAAAGAAGGAAAUGAAUAAAAAAGGCUAAGCCAAAUUCUGGAGAAGUUACAGUGGCUAAAAGGCGUCGUUUGGGUGAGAAAUUAACCUGUAUCUGAUUAUGAUUAGGGAUAGUUGUGACACUCGAACAAAGCUCCAGAAGGUAUUCAGUGACUCAGGAUACCCCACCCUGCCUCACACCGCAGUAUCAAUCUCGCUCUAAGUUGUAAAAGCAAAACACACAUGGAGGUGAAGCCACCACAGUGGUUCCCACCCUCGUGCACCUGUCAUUUCCACACUAAGCAGUGCCCAGCAUGGUGAUGCUCCCAACAUGCAGUAGGGCACUUCAGACUUCUUGAUGAUCAAAUUAGCAGUCACUUCAUCAGCAUUUGCUUGAGUUUCAAGCCCAGUUCAUGUUGGGCACAUGAUAACACAAAUACUCAGUAAUGAUUUUGAGGUUAUUUAGGAGCUUGUAUCAACUUCUAUGGGCAAUGGAUUUUCUCUUAUACUGAUGAAGAGAAGUGUACUUUCUUGGUAAAAUAUUCCUCUGUUUUAAAAAUUACAUCAUUCUAUCAACUCUCUGCCCCAUUUUCUUUAUUACCAGGCAGUCUUUUGAAAAAACGAAAGGCAGCCUAGGUAUUUUUAGGUGUCAUCAAGCUGCCUGACUCUGUUUAGAGUGUCUCAAGGAGAAUGGAGCACCCACAGAAUUCAGAGAGCCCUCAACAUAGACUGGAGGCUGAGUUUAGAGGAAAAAAUUACCAGAUAAUAUUAACAGUCUGAGAAAUCCCAGGACAAUCAGAGACUUCUGUGUGUCUUAGCAGGAAGAGAACUUAGGGACCAAUUUUUUCCUUGCUAUUUGCAAUUUGCAAAUUUUUGCAAAUUUUUCCUUGCUAUUUUCAAUCAAAAAGAAAACAAAGACCCAGAGAAAUUAAAUGGCCUGUGCUGUGGUGUUGCCAUAUUCAUUUAAAUAGAGCUCUUGUGUCCUUUUCUUUGUCUGAUUAUUGAGUUCAGAAGUCAUCUCAUUUAUUAAAACAAAACAAACCCAAUGGCAUAUAUAAAAGAUGUGCUUACUAUUACAUGUCUACUUUGUGGUAUAGAGAAAUUUUAUUUCAAAUAGGGAAAAUUGUUCAUGUUCCUAAGACUUAGAAUGACAGAAGAUGCCAUAAAUCAAUAGUGGAAUUAGCGAUAUAUUAAAAUUGUAUUUGAAAAAAGACAGAAAAUCAAAAUUAGUAUGCAAAGUCAUGGAUGAUUCCAGAAGCCUAAAAACCACUAUGAACUUGGAAAUGAAAGCUCUCUUGCGGCUGCACGUGUCAGACAUCACCAUGAGAAGCCUUUUAAAGACCUCACCUAUUGAGGAAAUGAUGGUUCCCACCUUACCUCGGAGACUUUAACUGUGUGAUGUGUGUAUUUCUAUGUGUAUUUCUUUUGUUGUACCAUUUCAAUAAUUUAAAUCACAGAUUUGAGGAACAUUGACAAAAUUGAGUUUGUGUCUGUGCUUAAAUACAUCAAUUGUUGAAAUUUCCUGGUGAUAAUAAACUCAUUGGAGAAAAUCUACUUUUUUCUUGUUUCAGUCUGCAUGUCCUUGCAUGUGAGAGUUUGAACAUACAUGUGAGCAUGCAUGUGUGUGUGUAGAGGUCACCAAAUGGAAACUGGGGAAAAAGAGCAAAAGUGAUAUUUAAUUAUCCCUAGAAAUAUAGCCUUAUAGUGUGUAAGAGGUAAACCAGCUUAAAAGUCACAUGUAAUGUUGCCUAACUUGGUUUGAUAUUUACAUUUCAAGGCCUCAAUUUUUAGCACCUUGCAAAAGUCCUAAAAGGAUGAACAUGGAAUCUCCAAUCCCCAAACUCCUGAAAAGACAAAGGAGAAGCACAAAGAAAGGCUACAUUAGUUCUAAUGAGUGCAGAUUUUAUUCUCUCGUUCUCUUAAUAAAUCACUGAAAAUGCAACAUUUUCAUGGGAAAGUUAUUAGAACCAGGUCACCACUAACGCCUUUAAACUAGCUCUCAGAGAGCUGCAAAUGGAAAAACGACUUCAUAUGAAUCAAAAGUGAAUGCAUUUGCAUAAUGAACUUUCUUGCUCAUCCAUGGGCAGGCUGAGAGAAUUGUCGGAAAGCUGUAAAAUUACGUUUCUGCUUUGUUUCAGUGCACCUGAAAGGUACAAAAUGAUAAAUCUCAUCUGGCAGGAUUGAUAGUCAACCUUGCUUAAGAUCCUUACAUCUUUUGAUAAUGUUAUUCUGUCAGACCUAGCUGUAUUAUUGCCCAAAUUAACAUAGGUGAAAGCAAGGAUACUGCCAAAACUUGACUUUUCUGCAGAAGAAAAUUAAGCAUCACUGUGGUGGGUUUUAAGCAGGGCAGUAACCUGAACUGACAUAUUUGGAAGGACAAGUCUACCUGUGAACAGAGUGACAGGCAGGUGCAGAAGCAAGGAUGCUAAUCAGGAGAGGACGGGAAACACAGGAGAGAGAGUUUACACUAGCAUGUGGAGACCAGAGAGAAAUUGGAUUUGAGAUAUCUAAAAUAUUUAGAAAGUAAAACCUGUAGACUAGCCUGUGGUAUGUGUGAGAAAAAUAACUUUACACCACUUCCAAGGUUUGUCUGAGGUACUGCAGAGAGAGCACACUCAUCCCAUCAGUUCAGAUGGCAAAGGGACUGCAGUGAAGAAGCUAUAAGUAGAGAGCUCAGGGGUACAGCUUUGGACCAGAUGAUUUUAAGAGGUUUAUUCAGUUUUCAAGCAGAGAGCAUUCCCUUUCUCAUCUGUAAUAUUUGUAUAAUCAAAGUUUACCUUGAGGAUAUAUGCUCUUUGUAAUGAAUUUCCUAAAUAUAUUAUCUAUCUAAUAUAAGCUCCUUGUCUGCCAUCAGGGCAUAUAAUCGAAAUGAUCACCCUUUAAAUAGUUUAAAUGUGCAUUUUUCUACACGUGGGCCAUUUUAUUUUAACGUGGAAUGUGUCUCCAAUUCCUGGGGCUUUAAGCUUUCCUUCUCCUGUAGUCCUUCCCAGAUAUUUCUGCUCAUUUUUUUAAGAAUACAAAUUAACCAAACACUUUCAUAUAGACACACUUGGAAGUGACAAGGGUUGAGAUUAGCAUUGUUCUUUUUUCAAUCAGUCUACAUGGUUAUGAUGAUCGUCUGUGCCAUAGCACAGGAAGCAAAGGUGGAGCCCUUUAGGAAUGACUCACAAGAUUCUCUGACUUGGAGGCAAAUUGUUGCUGUCUGUUUCCUAGGAAUGAUACUGAAGAUUUGGAAAGACUCCAUUGUAGUCCUAAGAUUACAAAUCAAUUGAGAGAUUAUUUUUAAAGGCAAUAAAUAAAUCAAAAAAUCAAGAGAAAAAAAUUCAAGAGUUCCAUCUAUCAGAGUAACAGAAAGUAAAGGUAAUAUAUUAUUUUCCUGACUUCUUAGGCCUCCCCAUUCUUUGAAAUAUUGUCGUAAAAUUCUUAUCAAAAUUGGGAAGUUCGCGUCCCCCACCCGAGUCAUACUAGGAGCAAGAGACAGAAAUGCAUCCGUUCUGAUGGAAUCACAGCUCUCUCCUCAGAAUUACUUCCCUCUCUUUGAUCUCUGGAAGAUUGGUGGUGAUGUCAUGCAAUUGCUUUUUCUUUUUUAGCAGGAUGGAAAAGAACACAACUUACAGAGCCUCAAGAGUAUCUCAUCUCUUUGGUCCCAUAAUUUUUUCUCAUUAUAGAUGAAUUUCCCCCUUGGAAUAUGUGAUAUCUUGAAAACAUUGCACAAAAUGUGUGACUCAUCCAUCUUAAAGAGAUGGCAUGUCAUUUUCCUCUGCUUGAGUGUAGGCUGGCCUUAAUGCCUCACUUCUAGCAAAGAGAACGCAUUGGAGGCUGUUACCCAGGAGACACCUUGGUGGAGAGCUGACAACACCCGUCCACAUAAAGACAGGUGUCCAAGCAGCCCAGCUUCCACCCGGCUGUGGCCCUCUCUGUGUCUACGACCAAACACCUGACUGAGUGAACCUGCACAGAAUUUCCACUCUCAGUCUCCAUGUCUUCCUGAUGGUGCUGCAGAUCUGAUGGAACAGAGACAAUCCAGCUCCCUGUGCCCACCUUGAAUUUCUCACCCAUGAGAUAUGAACAAAAUAGUGAUUGCUGUAUGUCAUGAAUCUUGUGAUCAUUUGGUUUACAGACCCUUUAACUCAAAAGACUAGCUCCUGUCAUAAUAGUGUGUUUUAGUAACCAUCAACAAAUCCAUCAUUUCUAAAUAGAAGGAAUGUUGUCACAUGACAAGAGUUUUCAUCUGCUAUGCACGUCAUAGGGCUCUCAGACACUGCUUGUAUCACAGUGGAAAUACCCACAUCCUCUAAAGGUGUAGAACGUUGCUUUGUAUCAUAGAAGGACUUGUAGUCCCUAUUGACAGAGUGGUUACGUGCUAAAGUCUUUCAUUUUCAACUUUGUGCUCCAAUUUACUGACUUGUUCACUAGAAUCAAUGAUAAAAUAAAAAAAAAAUUCAUUGUUUAGGCAACUGUUUCCAUGCAUAAGAAAAAAAUAAUAAAGAUUUUUGAAAAUAAUUUAUGACAGUUCUUUUUCUCACUGAGAAAUAUAAAAAUGACAUAGCAGUAUAAAAUAAAACAUUCACAACUUGUACUAACUUAUUUUUAAAAAGUACUGACUUGGUUAAUAUUCUCUGAGUAAAAAUAUCUUGACUAUAAACAACAGAUGUUUAGAUUCCUAUGUGCCGACUCAAACCACAGGUAGGAACGUUUUAUUUGAGUUGAAUUCUUAGCACUGCUGAUGGGAAUUAUGAAAUGUAUUUUGCAUCUUUAUAAACAGUACUCUUUUCUAAAUCUAUUUUAGAAUAAAUAAUCUCCACUAGUUUCAAAGGACAGUCACAGAACAACUGAAGAUUCAUCUCAACCACCCGUCAUCUUCACCAUUUGCUGUUUCUUCAGUACAGCAGUAGGUAGCACGAAGGGUAAAUCUGAGUGCUCUGUGUCUCCCUUCUGUGUACUUGCUCCCACCACUGGCUCCCCACUCUGUCAAUCCACAGCAGGCACGGCCACCAGCAGCAAGUGAUGGACAGCAGGAAACCUGGGAGGGAAGAAGGCCUUGAGAGUCUGAUGAGGCAGAUAAUUAGCCUCUGAGUAAUUAAGGCUUUGACUAUUCCUCACAUAAAAUUGAUUACACAUAAGAAACUUAAAAUAGCCCGUGAAUAAGAACCAUCUUGUCUCUUUGAUAACAUUCUCCUGAUUGAGGAUUUUACCCUGGGGGCCGACUUUGAACCUUACAGUUAAGAUGUCACUUGUGACGCCCCCAUCCCAAAUCUGUCUCCACUCUCACUUCCAGCUCCCUGCCAAUAAUGCAUAACCUGGACGACAAGGAUAAUGGUUCAAGUAGUUGGGUCCCUCCCACAUAUGUGGGAGAUUCCAGUGGGCUUCCUUGCCCCAAGUUUUAGCCUGGAUCCAGCCCAACCUUUGCAUUUGUGGAGUGAUCCAGUGGAUAGGAACUCCCUUUCUGUCUCUCUUUAUCUCCAUGUCUCUCUGAAUAUAUUUUUAAAAAGAAUUUUAGCUCAGAAACUUAUUCAUUGUGUAUUAUUUGCUUCUGUAAUUCCACUGAGACACAAAGGUUGCUGUAUCUCCAAGUUGUCUUUCCUUCAACAACUUACAGCUAGUAAAUACAAUCAUGGAAGCCCUGCCAAAAGUUGCCUUUCAAUCUUAGCAUCCUCAAGUACUCCCAAUCAUUUUUCAGAUUUUGAUAUUUAUAAUCUUGUAAAGGAAAUUAAAUUACAGCUUUUGAAAUGCACCAAACAUUAUAAAUGAAUUUGUUAUCCAAAUAUAAAAUAGUUUAAUUGCUGUUCUUAGACUUGUACCAAAUGUACUUUUCAAAAGUAUCUUUUAAUAUUGGGUAUACAGCUCCUCAGUAAAAGUGAUGCUAAAUACAUUUGCACUAGGCACCAUUGCAUUUUAUAAAAGAACUUGGUGAAAAUAGAGCUGUGCUGGCCUUGGCUAGGAUUGCACUCGGAUUUAAAGGUACCCACGUGCAGCCACCUACUUCACACCCCUCUCUGCAUGAUUUCGAAGUUCCUAGGCACUGCAGCACUGUUCCUGAGCUGUCUUAGCUCAGAUCAUUGGGGACUCUCACUGAGGUGGCAGGAAGACAAGCUUCUGGUCUUUCUCGGUAUGCAGCAUGUUGGCAGACAACUGGGUGCACUGGGAACUAUGGAAGCUUCCUGAUGAUCGUUUCCUACAUACAUAUUUCUGGAAAUGUUAGACAUGACAGAAAUCUUUCAAUUUAGAAUAUCUGAAUGCCUUUAAGUAGCAUAACACUCUAUUUAGACCAAACUUAACUACCAGCUGUGUGUGUCUUGACGAGGGUCCUCUUGGGAUUUGCCUACUGAGCUCCACCUCUAAAUGAAUCCAGCGCUUACCUUGGCAAAAUCUCCACACCCUCACAGCCCACUCUGUUGUCACACUGGAAAAGCUAGCAGAGCUAAUAAAAACCAGCAGAUACAUGAAUAAAAAAGAAAACCAAUCAAUAAAUACUUGAAUGAACAGUGCUGCAUCAAUGGAAGUUCUACAGUGUCUGAUGUGAAAUAUUUAGUCAGACUAAAUUCAAGUUCCAGCUCUCCUAAUUCCUGGUGUUAAUAUUUGGAGCACGUAAUUUAAUCUCACUGAUACUCCAGUCUCCACAUAUAAAAACAAAACAGUAAAGAAUCAACUCCGUAUAUGUCUGUUAUGGAUAUUAAAUGCAAUCAUCCAUGUCAAAAGGCAACAUGCUGAUUUUUAAAAAUAAUACAUUAUUUUUCAUUAAUAAAGAGUGCUAAGUUCUUGAGUGAUCAUCGGUCCCAGACUGAUGUGCUUUCCAAAAUUUGGUGACUUUCUUUGCAUUAGUAGCCUAUUAUUUCUUAAUGUGAGAAAAUAUGUUGUUAAUUUUCUAGUUGAAACUUGUCAUAUGUAAUUAGGUGUGAGGCUUGCUGAAAACUUAGUAUAUGGGCC